AUGGGGGACUCUGCAGCAGAUGGCACGGCUGCAGCCACAGAGCCCUGCUGCAAGGACACACAGAGCCAGCUGGCAGAGCGGGUGGCAGCCCUCCACGUGGCUGCUGGGCCAGGCAGAGGAGAGCAGCAGGCUGAGGCCAGCGCUGAGAACGAUGCAGUCUUCUGUGAGAGCCCCCAGAAGGCGCAGAGCAACGGAGUCGGCAGUGCCCUCCUGUCGCCCCAGCCCGCAGGGGAUGCUCCCUGCAGCCUCGGCCCCGGGAGACCUCUCUCUAGACCUGUGCUGUCGAGCAGGAAGUUGUCUCUUCAGGAGAGAUCAUCAGGAGGUCUUGUGGCUUCCAGCAGCAGCCCAGGCUGCGGCCCCUACGCCACGGGGCCGUCCCCACGCAUCGCCAGGAGGCCGACGAUCGAGUCCCACCGUGUGGCCAUCUCCGAUGCCGAGGACUGUGUGCAACUCAAUCAGUACAAGCUGCAGAGUGAAAUAGGCAAGGGCUCCUAUGGGGUGGUGAAGUUGGCCUACAACGAGAACGACGACAAAUACUACGCUAUGAAGGUCCUGUCCAAGAAGAAGCUGUUGAAGCAGUAUGGAUUUCCACGUCGGCCUCCUCCCAAGGGCUCAAAAGCAUCCUCUGGAGAGCAGCCCAAGCCCAUGGCCCCACUGGACAGAGUCUAUCAGGAAAUAGCCAUCCUGAAGAAGCUGGACCACGUCAACAUUGUCAAGCUGAUAGAGGUGCUGGACGACCCUGCAGAGGACAACCUCUACAUGGUGUUUGACCUCCUGAGGAAAGGGCCUGUGAUGGAGGUGCCCAGCGAGCAGCCCUUCGGUGAGGAGCAGGCUCGGCUCUACUUCCGAGACAUGGUGCUGGGCAUCGAGUACUUGCACUACCAGAAGAUCAUCCAUAGGGACAUCAAACCUUCCAACCUGCUGCUGGGGGACGAUGGCCACGUCAAGAUCGCCGACUUCGGCGUCAGCAACCAGUUCGAGGGCAGCGACGCGCAGCUGCGCGGCACGGCGGGGACGCCAGCCUUCAUGGCCCCAGAGGCCCUCUCACACACUGGCCAGAGCUUCAGUGGCAAGGCUCUGGACGUGUGGGCCAUGGGCAUCACCCUGUACUGCUUUGUUUAUGGCAAGUGCCCUUUUAUAGAUGAAUAUAUUCUGGGUCUGCAUAACAGGAUCAAGAACAAGCCUGUGGAGUUCCCAGAAGAAGCACAGCUCAGUGAGGAGCUCAAGGACCUGAUCCUGCGCAUGCUGGAUAAGAACCCAGAGUCCAGAAUCACAGUCCCUGAAAUCAAGGUGCACCCCUGGCUGACCAGGGCUGGCACCGAGCCGUUGCCGCUGGAGGAGGAGCACUGCAGCGUGGUGGAGGUGACGGAGGAGGAGGUGCAGAACUCGGUGAAGACCAUCCCCAGCUUGCCAGCUGUGAUCCUGGUGAAGGCCAUGCUCCGGAAGCGCUCCUUUGGGAACCCCUUUGAGGUGCAGAGCAGGCGAGAGGAGAGGUCCAUGUCUGCCCCAGGGAACCUGCUGAUGGACAGAUCUCUCUGGCACAACUCUGUGCAUUUCCAUCCAUCCCUAAGGAAGGAGGGGAGCAGAGAUGGAGUGCGGGACCCGGAGCUGCCUGACCUGUGUGAGGAUGAAGCCACGUCCUGA
This is a messenger RNA of Indicator indicator, 1644 nucleotides long. It is a transcript of the gene CAMKK1, whose product is annotated as calcium/calmodulin dependent protein kinase kinase 1. Gene Ontology annotation, cellular component: cytoplasm. Gene Ontology annotation, biological process: protein phosphorylation; positive regulation of protein kinase activity; intracellular signal transduction. The transcript is spliced from 16 exons. The record is from RefSeq and is a predicted model, not a curated record. Gene Ontology annotation, molecular function: calcium/calmodulin-dependent protein kinase activity; ATP binding; calmodulin binding. The coding region runs from base 1 to 1644 and encodes 547 amino acids. Lineage: Eukaryota; Metazoa; Chordata; Aves; Piciformes; Indicatoridae.